Messenger RNA from Striga hermonthica, 3255 nucleotides. NCBI's taxonomy places the organism in Eukaryota, Viridiplantae, Streptophyta, Magnoliopsida, Lamiales, Orobanchaceae. The record is from the annotation of a GenBank genome assembly.
AUGGAGUGCAACAAAGACGAGGCAAUCCGGGCCAGACAAAUCGCUGAGAAGAAGAUGGAGAAUCUCGACUUCGAGGGGGCCCGCAAGAUCGCCCUGAAGGCCCAGGCCCUCUACCCAGAGCUCGAGAACAUUUCCCAGCUGCUGGGCAUCUGCAACGUCCACUGCUCGGCUCAGAUGAGGAUUUUAGGAGCUGAGAAGGACUGGUAUGGGAUCCUUCAGGUUGAGAAGCUGGCUGAUGAGCCUACCGUGAGAAAACAGUACCGAAGGCUCGCCCUUAAUCUCCACCCGGACAAAAACCGGUUCCCAGGUGCUGAGGCUGCUUUCAAGUUGAUUGUCGAGGCAAAUGCGGUUUUAUCGGAUCCUGCCAAAAAGUCAGUGUACGACAGCCGGAUUCGAGCUGUCAGCAGACCACCUGGCCCUGUGAACAUUCCACCUCAUCACAUGAACGCGAACAGAACCUAUCAGUUUAACAAGCAAUAUGGGGUCCAUGGUAGUAAUGUACCAACUGGAUUUACUAGCCUGAACCAGCAUCAAGCUGCCCAGCCGAGCCACUCUGUGAGGCUGGAGACGUUCACGACCAUCUGCCCGUUUUGCUGUAUUAAGCACCAGCACCCGAGAACGAUACUGAACACAAUGCUGACCUGUCACAACUGUUUGAAGAAGUUCAUGCCAUAUGAAAAAACUGGUCCGAGCAUACCCACAGGGGUCCCCGUCCAGCCUGUAGCGACCCAGACGGGUGCUAAUUUUGGCCCGGGGAACUCUGUGUCACGUGAGGCAUCUCAGUGGCGUGCCAACAAAAGAGCCGAGAAGCAGCAAGCAGCGCCUGCUUCUGGAGGUGUCCAGGUGGAAAAUGCUGCCAAAGUUCGAGUUGGUGUGAAGGAAAAACAUGUGGAUGGCCGUGAUGUUAGUGGUUCACAUGGGCAGAAGGUGAACGGGUUUGCGGAGAAUAGUGAAAAAGUGAAGGAGAAGAAUAAAAGUAGGAAGAGGGGAAGGAAGCAAAUGAUAUCCUCGAGUGAGAGUUCGGAUACAUCGACUGAUUCUGAUUUGGAAGAUGUUAGUAUGAAGGGCAAUCAUGAUCUGAAUUCUGGUCCUCGUCAUGUCCACCCUGUGCGGAGAUCAUCUCGGGCGAGGCAAAACGUCAACUACACCUACACGGAAGGUGAUGUUGAAGAUGAUGAUGUUUAUCUUAGCCCUCCGAAGAGAUCGAGAGGAAAUAAAGUACCCGAGGAUAUUGUAGAGGAGCAUACAGACUUUGUGAAUCAGAAUGCGACUGUUCACCCUGAAGAUAGCAAACAGGCCAAAGGUUUUGCGGAAAGUGAAGGGAUGGGAAAUGGUACAGGCGUUAUAAUUGAAAGUGAGGAUGCAGAAUUUACCGAUUUCAACAAGCUUCGUGAUGAGAGCCUCUUUGCGGUCAAUCAAAUCUGGGCCUGUUAUGAUUCAGACGACGGCAUGCCAAGGUUUCAUGCCUUGGUCAAGAAGGUAUCUCAUGCUCCAUUUGAAUUGAGCUUCACGUGGCUGGAGCCCGACCCUAUAUACGAUGCUCAUAAGAAGUGGAUAAAGGCAGGUCUACCCGCUGGAUGUGGCACUUUUAAGCUUGGGAAAACUGAAAUCGCGCAUUCAAACGAUAUGUUUUCGCACAAAGUGAUUUGUGAGAAAGGAACGAAGAGAGGUUCUUUUCUCGUGUAUCCUAGGCCAGGGGAGGUCUGGGCUGUUUUUAGGGACUGGGAUUUGAACUGGUGCUCAAGUCCACAAAACCAUACAGUGUAUAAAUAUGAAGUUGUGGAGGUUCUCACAGAUUUUGAUGCUGUUAGUGGUGUAAAGGUAUGUUACUUGGAUAAAGUUGCAGGUUUCCUCAGCGUUUUUAGGAGAAGUAGUCUAGACGAGGCCGACUCUUUUCUGGUUCAACCGAAUCAAUUGUACAAGUUAUCUCACCGUGUUCCGAGCUAUAAAUUGACAGGCUCAGAGAGGGAAAGUGUUCCGGCCGGUUCUUUUGAACUCGAUACUGCUUCCUUACCUCUGGAUCCUGAUGACUUGUUUUACCCUUCAAAAGCAGGGAUGGACGUGGAGAAAACAGGCCAUGGAGCUAAUGUUGAACCGAAGGUCAUUGGCAGCGAGCGCACGGGCGAGGAAAACCUAGGAGCGGCCCGAUUUCGCAGUCAACAGCAAUCUGAGGAGGGUGUUGAUUACCAAUUUCGGGCCAGUCGCGGAACCCUAGGUGGCUAUUUCCAGCUCAAUGCUUCAGGCUUCAACCAUGAAUUUUGCAACCGAGGGCCCGAUCGAGAGGACUCAGCCUUCAGUAGGUUCAGACUGCCGCGCCGCCGCUGGGACGACGGGUACGAGGCCGUCAGCUACGGCGGCUCAUCCCGACGGAGCAUAGAGGCGCUUACUUGCGGCGGGCUGUCUUUUUUCGCUGCCCAUGGGAGAAAAUUCGGGCCUGGUGCAGCGGGCUGGGGUCGCGAUGGACGCCGCGUCGCUGAGGACGCCGGCGACUACCAUGGUCGCGCCGCCUGGUCGGAGGAACAAAUCCGCGGCAAUUUCUGGCAACGUUCUGUCCAUCGAUCUUCUUCGAGGAUAGCUUCUACUAUUGAUUCAUUUCCCGAAAACCUGAAAACUUCGGUUCCUUCUUCAACUCCUAACGCGAAGAAUGAAUUGUUCAACCCUCCUCUCGUACCCGUCAGCAGCGUGCUCAGAGUGCUGCUCUGUCUCAGCCCCCAGCUACUUCUUCGGCAAUCGGAAGGUUUCAAUUAUGCCCGCCUCGACAAUGUUGUGCAAAGCAUCGUCAAUCUUUUGUCUGCUCAAGCCUCUGGUUCUUCACACCCUCCUGCCCCAAUUUGUCAGCCUACUGCAGUCACUACACCCUUAUUCGGCUUUCCUAAAAGGAGAUCUUUGUCGAUGACCGUAGCGCGUAGAAGACAAACUCUGUGGGCAAGGCGGGCAGUGUUCGCCAAUAGGCUGAGGUGUCAGCAUUGGAGCUUGGCCCUGGCUGACCAGCUCAACCUGGGUAGUGUGGAGUUUCAAGCUGUUGUAUGCUCUGCUCCUCCCGAGCUCGCAUCUCCCGUUUGGGCCUUUUUGGCAAUGGGUCAGUUGCGGGGGUGGGUUCCAAACUUUUUGUUAACAAUUGAGGGAGGUUCAAAGAUCUCGACCAAACAAACUAAGCAAAGCGCAGUGAAGUCCCGGUUCAAUGAACUCGACCAACCGGGAGAGGGUAAGAAGCGGCUCGACUUAUCUUACGAGGUACGAAGUGCUCGACUCUAA